This is a messenger RNA of Kuraishia capsulata CBS 1993, 453 nucleotides long. RefSeq lists its product as uncharacterized. The transcript has a single exon. Bases 1 to 453 code for a protein of 150 amino acids. Lineage: Eukaryota; Fungi; Ascomycota; Pichiomycetes; Pichiales; Pichiaceae. The record is from RefSeq and is a predicted model, not a curated record.
AUGGGCAGCUCAGCGUCAAAACCUCAACAGGAGGUCAAGACUUUUGUUCCGAACACUCCCGUGGAGUUCAGCUCUUCGCUAUUGGCGCAGCUGGACUCGUCGCUGGAAUCGGACUACACCAGACAGCAGUAUGCCGAAACAUACAUCCAGAAGCGGGUUUCUGCGGAGCUCAGCAAGCUGGAAAAAGAGUCACAAUUGAAAUUUGAUGAGGGAUUGAAGGAAGCAUUGACACCCAAGAAGGACACGUCGUCGGUGUCAGUAGCUGGUGUUAGCGACAAGAUCGAUAGAAUAACAGCAGCACUAGAUGCAAUUGAGAAGGCCAAACCGGUCAAAAGUGCGGAUCUCAAGGCUGCCGAGGCCAAGGUUGCUGAUUGUUUGAGAGACAACAAGGGCAAGCCACUUAAUUGUUGGGCCGAAGCGGAGGCUUUCAAGAAGUUGAGCAGUGCAAUUUAG